AUGACUUUAGCAAGCCUUGUUCCUGGUGCUGCUAUAAACGAGGGCGAAGAUGAAGAGCAGGAGGCGGAUCCCAAAGAAGCCGAAUAUCCUGUUAAAUAUGAGAACAGGAGACACUUUUAUGAAGACAUUAUGGAGCAUGACAUCAUUAUUUAUGAUGUCACGAAUGACCCCAAACAGUUGUCUGAAGCGAUGUGGCUAGCUGCUUCACUUGAUGCCGACUUUGAAAACUUUCGCAAUCAAAAAAUCUUCAUUCUACUAACAUCAUUAAUUAGCUGGCUAAAAACUAAACCAAAUGACCCAGUCAGUGCUCUUGUUUACAUUUUUGAAGACCUAAAAGGCAUUUAUUAUUGA
Molecule: messenger RNA, 351 nt
Organism: Protopolystoma xenopodis
Lineage: Eukaryota; Metazoa; Platyhelminthes; Monogenea; Polystomatidea; Polystomatidae
Source: the annotation of a GenBank genome assembly